Messenger RNA from Vigna umbellata (rice bean), 1104 nucleotides. Its product is annotated as 1-aminocyclopropane-1-carboxylate oxidase homolog 1-like. Lineage: Eukaryota; Viridiplantae; Streptophyta; Magnoliopsida; Fabales; Fabaceae. The record is from RefSeq and is a predicted model, not a curated record.
UUAUCUAGUUAUAGUGAAAAGGAAGAGAUACUAAUGGAAGAUUCCAAAAGAGUAGAGGAGCUCAAAGCUUUUGAUGAUACAAAACUUGGUGUGAAAGGACUUGUUGACGAAGGCAUCACCAAGAUCCCUAGCAUAUUCCAUCACCCACUUGAUAAUAUCAAGAGGGUCUCAGAAUCAGGCCAUAAAGAUUACACUAUUCCUAUUAUUGACCUUGGAAGGAUCCAUGAAGAUAGUGGUGAACGGAAAAGGGUGGUUGAGAGAGUGAAAGAAGCAUCAGAGACAUGGGGUUUCUUUCAGAUUGUGAAUCAUGGCAUCCCAGUGAGCACUCUGGAGGAGAUGUUAGAUGGGGUGGUAAGAUUUUUUGAGCAAGAUAGUGACGUGAAAAAGGAAUUUUAUACUCGUGAUAAGAAACCUUUUAUCUUUAACAGCAAUUUCAAUCUAUAUUCCAAUGCUCCAGCUAAUUGGAAAGACACUUUCAUCUGUGACCGUACUACUGAUCUCCCUACACUAGGAGACUUACCAUAUGUAUGCAGAGACAUACUUGUGGAAUACACAGAUGAAGUGUCAAAAUUGGGAAGUUUAUUGUUUGAAUUACUAUCAGAAGGUCUUGGUUUGGAUCGAACUUACUUAGCUGAUAUUGGGUGCAAUGGGGGACUGUACGCUGUUGGGCAUUACUAUCCACCCUGUCCAGAACCAGAAUUAACUAUGGGAAUAACAAAGCAUGCUGAUGUUGAUUUCAUCACAGUGCUUCUACAAAACCAAAUUGGUGGCCUCCAAGUUCUUCAUCAGGACAUGUGGAUCGAUUUGCCCCCUUUACCUGAGGCUCUUGUUGUUAACAUUGGUGAUUUUUUGCAGCUUCUCUCAAAUGACAGAUUCAAGAGUGCUCAACAUAGAGUACUUGCCAACCGUGUUAGUCCAAGAGUUUCUAUUGCAUGCUUUCUAACAACAAGUUCUCAUUCAAAUGCAAGGAUUUAUGGUCCCAUCAAGGAGUUAUUAUCAGAAGAAAAUCCUGCAAAAUACAGAGAAUUUUCGGUUCCAGAGUUUUUAGCUCACUACCGUAAAUGUGCGAAUCAAAUUCCUCCUCUGAUGCAUUUUAGGAUUUGA